AUGCCGCAAAGGAGGAGCAAGGCAGAUAAGGAGGAAAAGAGGAGCAUGUUUGAUGAUCUUCUUUCAGAUCUCGUGGAUGAUCUGGAAAUUGAUGAAGAGUUCAAACGACGCGGAAAAGCCGCAGCUAAUCGGGUCUUCCGGCUCCUUCAGAGGGAAUCAGAGUACAGAAUAGACCGUGUUAAAGUCGCAGGCGGGCAAGGCAAAAAUACCUCGAUCCGUGGACGACAUAUGGAUUAUGAUUGUGUAGUUUUCAUCAAUGGAGAGGAACCGCCAUUUUCUGACGUUAUUGAUGAAUUUGAGGCACUGAUUAACAACUUUUUUGAAAUACCAGUCUCGGUGACACCGUAUUCGCUCAAGUUUAAGCUGGAUGAUGUCAACUUUGACCUUCUCCCAGCCACAAAUGAAGUCCUAACGCACGAUACUUCGGACACGACUCGGAUGCAAGUUGCGAGGACUCUUGAUAAGAUGAAAAGGAUCCCUGCCGGCGAAAUUAGAUAUUACAGCGCAGCCCUAACAGAGGGGGCAUUGGACUUCAUUCAGUCUCGCUCUGACUUUGUUCUCAGCUUCAUCAAGCUUUGUAAGUACUGGAAUAACGGCGUAAAAUGCGGAUACAUCUCGGGCCGCUCGACAAUUAUUGAAACAAUUGCAGUGGCUGUAGCGGAGGAGGAGGAGACAAAAGCUGGUCAAAGCCGGAGAAAACCUUCUCUCAGAAACUCCAUCACAAAUUUCCUUGAGCAAAUGAGACAUACGGCGGAAAUAAACGUGGCCUUUUAUCACAACUACAGGAGAUCGGACGUCCCGAGACAUAUCGCAAAGCAGAGGCCUCUGGUGCUCGACCCGUCCAACCCCUGGAACAACCUACUUUCCCGACGGACCCAGUCCUCUCUCGAACCAUUUGAAGAACACGCAAAAAAUAUCUUGGGCGAGAUUUACAAGCUGAAUGCAGUGGCUUAUCAGCGGGACUUGGAAUACACUGACAUAUCGGCCUUAUUUCGGCCUUAUAUCCGCCUUAUCGGCCUUAUCGGCCUUUUGAUGGAUGUAGUACAUGCAUGCCGACGCCUUUUAUAUAGACCUGCAUGA
Molecule: messenger RNA, 1080 nt
Organism: Lineus longissimus
Lineage: Eukaryota; Metazoa; Nemertea; Pilidiophora; Heteronemertea; Lineidae
Product: 2'-5'-oligoadenylate synthase 3-like
Exons: 1
Coding region: 1-1080 (359 amino acids)
Biological process (GO): regulation of ribonuclease activity
Cellular component (GO): membrane; cytosol; nucleoplasm
Molecular function (GO): double-stranded RNA binding; 2'-5'-oligoadenylate synthetase activity
Source: RefSeq, a predicted model, not a curated record